AUGUUGAGAACCGCCGCUACCAACCUCUUGGGAAUCAAGCAUCCCGUCAUACUAGCUGGCAUGGAUGCAGUCGCAUCGCCAAAGCUAGCGGCAGCGGUUACAAACGCUGGAGGGCUUGGUGUCUUUGGUGGUGUAAACUACACGCCAGAGGCCAUGCGCGAGGCCUUGGCGGAACUAAAAAGCAAUCUACACGAUAAAAGCGCACCAUUCGGGGUAGAUCUCCUCAUACCUCAGAUCGGGGGUAGCGCCCGGAAAACAAACCACGACUACUCACAUGGCAAUCUCGACGAGCUAAUCACUAUCAUUAUCGAAAGUGGCGCAAAGCUCUUCGUCAGUGCGGUCGGCUUGCCACCCAAACGAAUCGUGGACCGUCUACAUGAUGCAGGAAUUCUCUACAUGAACAUGAUAGGUCAUCCGCGCCACGCACAAAAGGCCAUUGACAAUGGAGCGGAUCUCCUCUGUGCUCAGGGCGGCGAGGGGGGCGGCCAUACAGGGGAUAUCGCCACUGUGAUUCUGGUCCCCGCGGUGGCCAAGUUGAUUAAAGGACAGAAGAGUGCUUUCACCGGCCGGGAGGUUGUCCUGGUUGCAGCUGGAGGUCUUUUCAAUGGGCAAUCGCUUGCAGCAGUGUUGAUGUUGGGCGCGUCAGCCGCUUGGGUCGGGACGCGGUUUAUAUUGGCUGAGGAGUCUGGUGCGUCCAAGCACCAUCAAGAGACUCUCAAGAAGUCGACUUUUGGAGAUGUUAUUCGUACGACGGCGUACACAGGGCGGCCCUGUAACGUCCACGCAAGUUCUUAUAUCCGGCGAUGGGAGGAAGAGCGGCGACAAGAGAUGCUUGACCUUCAAGCUAAGGGUAUUAUUGCAGUUCAACAUGAUUUGGACACGAAGCCGGAUGAUGAUGAAGUAUUGGAUAAUGCGCACUUUAUGGCAAUGGGCCGGGUCGCCGGGUUGGUAGAUGAGGUGCAACCGGCGAGGCGCAUUGUCGAGGACAUGGUGGCUGAGGCAUGCACGGUGCUCUCGAAAGGCCAGAGAAUGAUGGAGAAAUUGUAG
Messenger RNA from Beauveria bassiana ARSEF 2860, 1047 nucleotides. Its product is annotated as oxidoreductase, 2-nitropropane dioxygenase family, putative. Bases 1 to 1047 code for a protein of 348 amino acids. The transcript is spliced from 2 exons. NCBI's taxonomy places the organism in Eukaryota, Fungi, Ascomycota, Sordariomycetes, Hypocreales, Cordycipitaceae. Gene Ontology annotation, molecular function: nitronate monooxygenase activity. The record is from RefSeq and is a predicted model, not a curated record.